UAAACGUGUUUUUUUAGGUCUAGGAGGAGUCAAAUUACGUCUAUCUUGUUACUAUGACAAUGUAGUUCGUGAUCGUGUUAAGGAAUCACGAUCGUGUAGUAAACAACGACUGUCGAUAUGUGAUUGGUUAAAAGAGACUGAGCUGGUUAGCACCUAGACAUUUAACACUUGUACUAAAUUGAGAGGAUAUUACGAAGUACAAUAAAGAAGGAAUUCAAGCUGAAAUUUCGUUUCGAAGAUCCUGUCUUCCUAAUGAGAUCAUUAAAAUGUAUUAAAAAAAGAGGGGGGUGAGGGGGUGAAACAUUGAACUGACAUGACUGAAGAGAUAUAUAAGAGGGUUAAGCUAAGAACUUGUGUCAUACAAUCUGGAGACAACAAUUUUUAUUAAGAAAAAGAUCUUGUAAUAAUGGUUAGAAUGAUGGGUUGGGAAGAUUCAAAAAUAGGGUUGAAGAAAGGUCCUUGGACUCCUGAAGAAGAUAAACUUCUUACUCAGUAUGUUAGCUUGCAUGGUGAAGGAAGAUGGAGUUCAGUAGCUAGAUCUGCAGGUUUGAAUAGGAGUGGGAAGAGUUGCAUGCUUAGGUGGGUGAAUUAUCUAAGGCCAGGUCUUAAAAGAGGUCAUAUAACACUUCAAGAGGAAGGGAUCAUUAUUGAAUUGCAUGCACUUUGGGGUAACAAAUGGUCUACAAUUGCAAGAUACCUUCCAGGGAGAACAGAUAAUGAGAUAAAGAACUAUUGGAGAACCCAUUUUAAGAAGGAAAAGUCCUCUCUGAAGCAACAACAAAGAAAAGCUCAGAUUCUAAAGCUAAAGCAACAACAGCAGCAAAAGGAAAAACCAGAUAAAAAAGAAGCUGGAGAUUAUGGAAAAGUAAACAGUGAAUCAAUCGAAACCACUGAUCAGAUACCAAAAGGGAAACAUGAGAUGGUAUUCAUGUACCCUACUUCAGAGGAUCAGUGCUUGUCUCAAGAGCCAGCUUCUUACGCUGCUGCAAAUGCAGCUUCUUGGAUGGAUCAGUACCUGGUGGAUGAAGGGUUAUGGGGUGGAUGGUGGAACCUAGAUGACGAUCAUCAGGCUGAUAACUGUUGCAACAAGAUUGACAUGCAUCACCAAGCAAAUACAGGUUGUUAUAAUUGCUUUGGAGGGAAUGCAAGCAAUGUGUACAAUGGAGGGUACAUUUUUUAAUCAUUUAAUUUUGGAACCUUGUUGACUUUUGGGCUGUAUUUUCCAGGAACUUCUCCAUUAGCUACUUGUUGGAAAGAUUAAUUAAUUACUA
Molecule: messenger RNA, 1271 nt
Organism: Hibiscus syriacus
Lineage: Eukaryota; Viridiplantae; Streptophyta; Magnoliopsida; Malvales; Malvaceae
Product: MYB-like transcription factor EOBI
Exons: 3
Coding region: 407-1180 (257 amino acids)
Biological process (GO): regulation of DNA-templated transcription
Cellular component (GO): nucleus
Molecular function (GO): sequence-specific DNA binding; DNA-binding transcription factor activity
Source: RefSeq, a predicted model, not a curated record